Molecule: messenger RNA, 1474 nt
Organism: Ciona intestinalis (vase tunicate)
Lineage: Eukaryota; Metazoa; Chordata; Ascidiacea; Phlebobranchia; Cionidae
Source: RefSeq, a predicted model, not a curated record
UACCCUCGGCAUAGCUUCGAGGACAAAUGUAUAUAAUAGCUAUAUAACGACUCAAGACUGGCUUUAAGGGUUGAUGUAGUGCCUGUAGUACUGUUAGGAAUUCUUUUAAUUCUAUAAGAACCACGCAUACAAAAGCAAAACUGUAAAAAAAUCUUUAACGAAAUAUAGUAGACAUUUCAAGAAAAGUUUAUAAUGAACAAAAAGGUAGUGGCCAUUGCUGUGAUAUGUGCUUUCCUGUGUUUAGCACAGAUAGGGUUGGGACUGUACGCAUUCUUUGAGCCAAAAUGGUUAGUGGGCACCACGACCUUGGCGACAGUGGAGACAUUUCAAAAUCCUAUUGACCCAGAUAGACUAGAAGAUCGUUUGGCAGUGGUGAAUAACAUGACCUUGAAUAACAACACCGAUCCACUUGGUCCAAUAACACCAGUACAGACACCUCCGGUAACAGACCCCACAACAAUUGUGGUGAAUAACAUGACCUUGAAUAACAACACCGAUCCACUUGGUCCAAUAACACCAGUACAGGCACCUCCGGUAACAGACCCCACAACAAUUGUGGUGAAUAACAACACCGAUCCACUUGGUCCAAUAACACCAGUACAGGCACCUCCGCUAACAGACCCCACAACAAUUGACCCAAAUGCUAUUUACGUGGAUGCCGCAAUAGGGAUAUUACAGACGGUGAUCAAUGGUAAAUCCAACAAUGAAAACAGGGAGGGUUUGAAAUCAGUGGUUGGUUUUGUUAUGAUUUCACUUGUGGCAUCAACGUUCAGUUUGUUUCACUGUAUGAGCCUUCUUAUAAGCGAAUGUUGUGGAUGCAGAAAAUGCGAAAAGGGGUGUAAAACAUGCCGCACCUGUUUAAAAUUUGUCGUCAAAAAAUUGAAAGAUGUGGCCGCAUCAAGCUACGCUGCAAGUGUUAGCGCUGCGGUUUCCGAUGCAAUGUUCGCAUACACCGCAAACGACUUGACCGAUAUACAGUUCGGCCCUAGUGUUUACGUGCUAAUUGCCUCCGUUUUGCUCUCAAUUACUACUGGUUUACUCAGCAUCGAUACAAGUAAGAAAGAAAAGAAAAAUGAGGAAAAUCGGCAAAGAUACGAAAUGAGAGAAAAUCCGAACAGAGAAUCAUGAGACGUAAUGUUGGUGGCUAAACUGAUUGACCGUGUUUCAUUGUAUAUAGAUAAUACAUUGGUGUGGGGUAAGAUGGAAGCUAUAUUGGCAUAGAACCCAAUGCUCCCACUUUCAACAACGCUUUUUAGAGGCUUGAGAAUACUGUAAUAUAAUUCUGUAAAAAUCUUAUAAAACGACACACAUCUAAAUUUACCAAAUUGAACUAAUCAAGUUUUAUGUAUAGUCCAAAAUGACAAAAAAAACUGUAGCCUACGUAUUUAUAUGUUUAUAUAGUAGUUACAUGAACUUGUUAUACCGUUUGUGUAUUGCUGAUACGAUUGUAAAUACAUCCGCUUAGUUAACGCAA